GGGAGGUAACUCUAAUCCCUUCUGCACCGAUAAAACAUGGUGUGGGUUAGAGUUUCAACACUACACCGGUCGGUGUUAAGAAACUUUUGUCUGUCUCGAAGUUUUAGUGCAACCGUAUCUAAACACAGGGGCGUGGUCGUGGGUGUGUAUGAGGAAGGUGAAGGGAUCCAGCUCAGUCAAGCAGGGGAGACAAUCAACAAGCAAUGUGGUGGGCAGUUACAGCAGCAACUCAAACAAGCAGGGAGGAAGCUGAAGGCAGGCAAGACCCGAGUGUUGUUCGGACUGGAUGAGGCUGGGUUCUCCUCCGUGGCUGUGGUAGGGGUGGGAAGAAGGGUCGGCUUCAACGAGCAGGAGCAGGUGGAGGAGGGCAGGGAGAGGGUCAGGAAAGCUGUGGCAAAUGGAGUGAGGCAGCUGUCAGAGGUUGGGGAGGUCAAUGUGGACGUAGAUCCGUGUGGAGAUGCUGAGGCGGCUGCUGAAGGUGCCCUGCUCUCUCUCUUCUCCUAUGAUGAACUGAAGGCAAAGGAUUCUCGCAAACCACGUGUCCAAACAUCAUGCUUCACUGACCACAUACAAGGCGACAGGUGAGGUCAACGAAAGAGUCAUGGCAGCGGUGUGACAUUGGCAGAGGGGCAGAACCUGCGGUACCUGAUGGAGGCACCCUCCAACUACAUGACCCCCAGUAUAUUUGCCAGGCUAGCCCAGGACAAGUUGAACCAGAGUCACCAGUGUACAGUCACUGUCAGAAACAAGGCUUGGGCUGAAGAACACAAAAUGGAGUCCUUCCUGUCAGUGGCCAAGGGCUCAGUAGAGCAGCCUCUCUUCCUGGAGAUUGACUAUCAGGGUGGCACAGGGGACACGCCCAUCGCCCUGGUAGGCAAGGGCAUCACGUUUGACAGUGGAGGCAUUUCGCUGAAGCCUGGGGCGGACAUGGACAAGAUGAGGGCAGAUAUGGGUGGGGCGGCAUGCGUGGUGGGGACGCUGUUAGCUACAUCGAGGCUCAGGCUGCCCGUAAACAUUAAAGGUCUGAUACCUCUGUGUGAGAACAUGCCCAGUAGCCGAGCCCUGAAACCAGGCGAUGUUGUCCAAGCUAUGAACGGCAAAACUAUACAGGUAGACAACACAGAUGCCGAGGGCAGACUUAUUCUAGCUGAUGCGCUCUGUUAUGCCGAAACCUUUAAGCCCAGCCUCAUCCUUGACCUUGCAACCCUCACAGGGGCUGUAGCUGUGGCUCUCGGCAGCGGUGCUACUGCAGUGUACACCAACUCCACUCCCAUGUGGGACGUCAUCCAGAAGGCAGGUACUCGGACAGGGGAUCGGGUAUGGCGCAUGCCAUUAUUCAAGCACUACACAAACCAGGUGACCCAUUGUGACCUUGCUGACCUCAACAACAUCGGCAAAUACUCCCGCGAAGGUGGCUCAUGUACUGCUGCAGCAUUCUUAAAGGAGUUUGUGACAAACAAGCGGUGGCUCCACCUGGACAUUGCUGGCGUGAUGAUGAACAAGGACGAGGUGCCGUACCUCGGCAAGGGGAUGGCAGGGCGACCAACCAGGACUCUUGUGGAGUUCCUCAACACCCUGAGCAGGCGAAAGCUGGAUUGAGAUCUGAUGUCAGGACUGUACAGUGUUUCACUACCAGGGACGCAGAUGUCACACCUGGUCAGAUAUGAUCCUCCACCUACCUUGUGUGCUUCUCUGGUUCGGAGGAAGCUGCCAUGUUUGGAUCAGCCAUGAAUGUGGAGCAGCAUGCAGCAUAAUGCUGGACUCUAUAUACUACUCAAAGUUUGAUAGGGUUAACCAAAUGUUAUUUUUAAUGUCCUCUCUAUAUAUAUUAUGAGAUGUAGUUGCAUCAUGGAAAGAUAAAAAGACAUACAUAUCAAAGUGGCCACAUAUUUUUAAUACUCAAAUCUUCAUCAAAUUUGAUUUCUCAAGGGAUUGAUUUAUUAAAUCAGAUACCCUAUACUGUGGGCAAUGGGGGUAGCUUAGUGGUUACAGUGUCUGCUAUGAAGAAUAUUUCUGGCCCCGAUUUCUCGAAACAAACUUAAGUCUGAGUUUUGACUUAAGUUAGAGU
This is a messenger RNA of Haliotis rubra (blacklip abalone), 2068 nucleotides long. RefSeq names its product cytosol aminopeptidase-like. The record is from RefSeq and is a predicted model, not a curated record. Lineage: Eukaryota; Metazoa; Mollusca; Gastropoda; Lepetellida; Haliotidae. Gene Ontology annotation, biological process: proteolysis. Gene Ontology annotation, molecular function: metalloaminopeptidase activity; manganese ion binding. Gene Ontology annotation, cellular component: cytoplasm.